AUGAAUCGUCUUGGCCAGUUUCUGGCCUUGAGCUACUUCGUCGUUACGCUCGUUUCUGGCCGUGCUACCCAACUUGUCCGCAGGGCAGUUCCCAACUUGCCUUUUGAUCCAAACACCAUUUCAACCUGCACGGACUGGUGGGACAAUGAAGGAUUCCUCCCUUGUGUCGACCUGAUAACUGCCUGGAAUAUUGACAUUUCAGACUUCCGGAGAUGGAACCCCUCCAUCACUGCCGACUGCGGAAACUUCCAGGUCGGAAUGUCGUACUGCAUCGGUGCGUCUGCUGGGCCGCCGCCUGUUUCGCCGACCGCUCCCCAGCAACCAAGUACGUCUCUUCGGCCCUCUGAGACGUCCUCUUCGCCUCCGUCUACCACAACAUCUCCCGGCAAUGGGGUUGCGACACCCCAGCCAACACAGCCGGGUAUGGUUGACAACUGCAACAAGUUCUACUUCGUGAAGCCUGGCGAUACCUGCCAAGUCGUGGUCUCCAACGCCGGCAUCUCCCUCGAACAGUUCUACGCUUGGAACCCGAGCGUCGGCAACACAUGCUCCGGCCUCUGGGCCGACGUAAACGUCUGCGUCGGGCUCAUCGGGCAACAGGGCACGCCGACGACCCCGUCGAACGGCAUCAAGACGCCGCUCCCUACUCAGCCAGGCCUGGUGAACAACUGCUACAAGUUCUACCUCGUCAAGCCCGGAGAGAUCUGCAUCGACAUCACGGCCAAGACAGGCGUCAGCCUGAGCCAGCUCAACCAGUGGAACCCGAGCAUCGGCAGCGGCUGCAGCGGGCUCUGGGCGGAUGUGCACAUCUGCAUAGGCGUCUUCGACAAGGUGCCGACUCACCAACCGUACGGCUGUUUCUCCGAAGUCAGCACGCGGGCGCUCAGCUACGCCGGCCUCACGGGGCAGACGGGCAUGACGGUCGAGUUCUGCGCUGUGUACUGCAUGGCCGAGAAGGGCCGCCAGCUGUUCGGGGUCCAGUUUGGCGGUGAGUGCUGGUGCGGCGACAGCCUGACGGUCGGCAGCGUCAAAGUCGCGGACGGCGACUGCAACAUGCCGUGCACCGGGAACGCCGAGCAGCGUUGCGGAGGGUCCGAACGGCUCCACGUCUACGGCAGGGGCGGCGCGGCCCCACUGGCGUACAAGUACCACGGAUGCUACACGGAGGGGACCAACACGCGGGCGCUGGGCAUCGCGCGUCUGGAGAGCGCGUCUCUGACGGUGGCGCAGUGCGCCCAGUACUGCCUCGCGCAGACGGGCACAAACCACUUUGCCGUAGAGUUCGGGCGGGAGUGCUGGUGCGGCAACAACCUGGGCACCGGCGCCGUGUCGGUCCCGGAAGCCGAGUGCAAUAUGCCGUGCGCCGGCAACUCGGGCCAGACGUGCGGUGGAUCCAACAGGCUGAACCUGUACAGCAAGCAGCUAGAGCGGCCGCCGAUGAAGUUCAGGUACGAAGGCUGCUUCACGGAGCUCUCGACGGGCGGAAGAGCCCUGGGCGGAGAGCAGCGCCUGCGGUCUCGCAGAUACAUCCACGCGGAUGCUGUGGCAGCAUUCGAGGGAAAACGACUCCCUCAUGAUCUCGGCCGAGAGCUCACGCGUCUCUGCGUCGUCCACGGCAUUAGGUUCCACGCGGACUUCUGCUUCGGCCCAGCCGCCGUCCUCCGUGGAUCGCUACCACUCUUUACUCGUGCCCUGAACGCGAGAGCCAUCAUGAGCAAUCGAGUCCCAGACAUGAAUCCCGAUCAGCCCGGAGAUAUGCCCUACUGCAUAUGGUUUCCUGACCUUCCCUCGGAAGAUACCCUCAGAGAGCUCGUCCGGUGCGUUCCCGCCAUGGCCUACCAGGCCGCGCGCGCGUGUGCUGUCGCCGGACACACGGAGCUCUACAAGGAGCUUUCCGUGCAAAUCCUGCCCGAGGUUUCUAUCGCCGAGGAAGCCCGCGAGAACGGCAGCCAUGCCAUCUUCAAUAUGAUCAUGGAGGCGCCCUGUCGGUACAAAGUCUUUGACGAUUACAACCGUACGAUUGACACCACAGCACCGAAGCCCGCUUUCUUGAACGGCGAUACCGCAAUCCGACCGUACCUGCUAGAGACCCAGGCGUUUGGACCUCCAGUUGGUCGCCUGGAUGACGAAGAAGGGGAUUCCGAGCCUGACGACGACGAGUUGGAUCCCUGGGGCCUCAGCCCUCCACUCGGCUUCAUACAGACUCGCUUCAACAUCACCGAGGAUAUGAACAUCGAUCUCGACGGGAAUGGUGGAAUUCCGGGUUCAAUUACCCCAGUAGUCCCGAAUUCUGAUGAAGAGGCGCUGAAGAUUCUCUGCCAGCCGCUCCCAGCCGACCUGACCACCUGCCAUAAAGACUUGCUCAUUCUCAUGGCAGCAUACAACGGCGACAUCGAUAGGUACCAUCGACUGCGACGGCCUCGGCUCCUUGACCACGAGAUCGGAUGUAUUGUCCGCGGAAUAUAUCAUAAUACGCUUUUUGCGCAAUGGUGGAAAAGCCAGCCACUACCCGAGGGCGAUGAAUCGCCCAUCCGCAAGGCUAUAUCGGCGCGAGGAAUCAUGAACAACGACCUGUCUUACAUCCUGUCUCCAAACGGGGCCUGCCCCCGACUGAUCUGGUAUCCUGCCGUGGCUGCUUCCUCGACAUACGAGGCUCUCGCACGCCUCAUCCCCCCAAUGCGGCCCAAUGUUGCUCGUGCCGCCAUCUUCUCGAACAAUCAGACGCUAUUCGAUAGCCUAAUUGCCGGGGACGACGGUGGCGAGCCCGUUGAGCCGAGUUUCGGUCUGCUGAAUGAGGCCAGGCGAAGCCAUAAUGUGUAUUAUCGUGAAGCUCUAGAGCAGUUGCCCUCGCCACCCCCUGGGAUUGGAACGAACAAAGGCGAGCCGGAUUCUAUUUACAAUGGCAUGUCGUGUAACGCAAGCUAUGUCGAGACGUACAUCUCUAUCCCCGAGGAGUGGAGAAGGGCGCCGGAGGGUUACCAGCCAGAAGACGGAAUCACGCUUAUGGACCUGGACUACGAGCGGUGGCCUCCGGGGUUCUCGAAAAGACAUCCAGCGAAAGUUAGUAAUUAG
Messenger RNA from Colletotrichum gloeosporioides, 3072 nucleotides. Its product is annotated as LysM domain-containing protein. The record is from RefSeq and is a predicted model, not a curated record. The transcript is spliced from 5 exons. NCBI's taxonomy places the organism in Eukaryota, Fungi, Ascomycota, Sordariomycetes, Glomerellales, Glomerellaceae. Bases 1 to 3072 code for a protein of 1023 amino acids.